This is a messenger RNA of Dromaius novaehollandiae (emu), 7935 nucleotides long. Its product is annotated as aldehyde oxidase 3-like. The record is from RefSeq and is a predicted model, not a curated record. The coding region runs from base 1859 to 5866 and encodes 1335 amino acids. Lineage: Eukaryota; Metazoa; Chordata; Aves; Casuariiformes; Dromaiidae. Gene Ontology annotation, molecular function: 2 iron, 2 sulfur cluster binding; NAD binding; aldehyde oxidase activity. The transcript is spliced from 35 exons.
AGAAAAGAAACACCCACACUUAAAAUGGUGGAGAAUUUUGCCUACUAGUUUUCUUGCUAAAAAUAGCGUUUAUGUAACUACCCACCCUCAACACUCCCAUUCUAGGGAAACUUUAACUCCUAAUGUAAGUACUAGGUUCUGAUCUAGAAGUCCUGGUACUCUGAAAAUUGGAUAUUGGACUGCCAAAGUCCAAUAUUGGAUCUGGUUCUUUCUCUUCUUAGGCCUCUGAACCUGCAUUGUUUUGCCUACAGUGUAUGGAUGCACGCUGUCAUGGAUAAUACAGCAGUGCCAUGGUUGGCAGGACCCAUUAUGGCUUUUGCCUACAAAACCUAGUGGCUGAAGUCUCUUCACUACUUGCAUUAUGGUAGGCCUCAGACAUACAUUAGAGGCUAAAACACAGAAGCAGCAGCAUAGCUGUUGAGAAUCAUUUUCUUUCCUUCUAAGGGGGUGCGAUAAAAUAUAUGGGAUUGACUACUUCGUCUCACAAACCUAGACUGGCUCACUUCUUAAAUGAAGUAGAGAGACCUUUGUUGUUCUUAUAAAAAUGGUAAAGGAAACAAAGACGUACCGUACAAAAAUGGAGGCUUUUGAAAGUCAUGCACAUAAAUCCACUUUUAAAUAAAAAUUAAGGCCAGCUGUAAUAAAGCAUUUUGGAACUAAUGACCUUGUUUCCUGCAUCCCAAUCCAGAGUAAUGGGUAAGAAUCUAGAAUCCCAAACCAAUAUUUGAGAUUCCAAUCUCUAAAUAUCUAGCACAUCUAGAGUAUGGUCAUCUCCUGAUAGCAUCCAGGGUAGCCAGGCUGUUGAACUGGGCAUAGAGGGCAUAGAGAUAGCCAGUAGGAAAUUUUGAAUGUAUGUGUAGUAGCAAUCUUGAUUCUGUUAAAACUUGGUCACUGCGCAGGAGAAAAUCUAGAUAGUUCAGGUUAGUGGAAGGCUAAAAUGAGAACCAUGGCUUCAUAGUCUGUCAUUUGACACCCCACAAAACUGAGUAUUGUUUCACAUCCUGGGUUCUAGCUUCAGGCAUUCCUACGUAUUCUGCAUGUAUCAGUUACUGUAUAAUACGCAAAAACAGGCCUGGGAGUUGUACUUUAAACCCAGAAGUCCGCCAUCAUAGGUAAGUGUCAUAUUACUUAUGUUAGAGCUAAGUUUUCAGACCCCAAAUGAAUUCCAAAUUAUUUGCUGCAUAAAAGGCACUGGGUGGUGUGGAAAGUACUCCUGUUUCACUUAGUUUGUUGCCUGGUAUUUUGGGUACCCUAUCAACGUGAAGGUGGUUAGGGUUUGAAUCCCUCUUCCGAGGGGAGAUUGAAGUGUGCGUGUUCUUAAAAUUACACUUUGAUAUAAAAGUGGGAAGUGGCAUCAUUACCAUUUUUAAUUGCAGUAGCCAUUACUGAAUUCUGUGGAGAUGACAGCCCUGUCAGUGCAGGCUUGGCAUGCUCAGAGUGCUCCGACUAGACUGGGUUCCUCGGGGGAUUUAGCAGAGGCCCCCCGUUUCUAGCAUAGCAGUUGUGCUAGGUGGGAGCUAAGUUCUGAGCUGUUGAGGCUGGGCCAGUUCUGGACAGGUGGUAGACAGACCUCUAUGUUAGUUGGGCUAUUCUUUCCAGAUUAUUUCAGCUCACCAGAGAAGAGUUGGAGUAGAGUGUAGGAGUAGCAAAACUGAUGCAUUGCUAUGUCAAAAUAUAUUAAUUGUUGAGUAACUGCAUACCCUACACUGGCUCCUCCCUGUGUUCAUUUGAUGCUUAGUCUGAAAAUAAAUUCUGCGGGAUACUAAGUGAAGUCAGUUGCCCUUAAGAAGCAUAUCGCAUUCCAUUAAUUUCCCAGUGGUGUGUAAUGCUUUAUUUUGUCAGAUUUUAGUGCAACAGCAUGGCUUGCCCGAUACAAUCAGAUGAGCUUGUCUUUUUUGUGAAUGGCAGGAAGGUAACAGAGAGGCAGGCAGAUCCUGAAGAAUUGCUGCUGUUUUAUCUAAGAAAGAGGCUCCGUCUAUCAGGGACAAAAUAUGGCUGUGGAGUAGGAGGUUGUGGUGCCUGCACUGUCAUGAUAUCCACAUAUGACCCAGUUGCCAAGAAGAUACGACAUCAUCCUGCCAACUCCUGCCUGCUCCCCAUCUGCUCACUGCAUGGUGCUGCUGUAACCACGGUGGAAGGGGUUGGAAGCACAAAAACCAGGAUUCAUCCAAUUCAGGAAAGGCUGGCCAAAUGCCAUGGCUCCCAAUGUGGCUUCUGCACCCCCGGAAUGGUGAUGUCCAUUUAUGCUUUACUGAGAAGCCAUGUGGAACCUUCCAUGGAGCAAAUAAUUUCUGCUCUGGAUGGUAAUUUGUGCCGUUGCACAGGAUACAGGCCAAUUAUAGAUAGCUACACAUCUUUUGCUGGGGAGCCAAAGUGUUGCCAGCUCAGAGGAACUGGACAGUGUUGCUUGGAUCAGGAAGAACAUGUGUGUUCAUCUUCUACAGGGGGUCAGAUGCUUUCAGGUCUUUGCAAUCCAGAGGAAUUCCAGCCCAUGGAUCCAACGCAAGAAUUUAUAUUUCCUCCUGAACUAAUGAGAAUGGCUCAAGAGCAGCAAAGAACAACUCUGAUCUUCCAUGGCAAGAGAACAACAUGGAUUUCUCCUCCUGGCCUGAAGGAGCUUCUGGAGCUGAAAGCCAAGUAUCCAAAGGCACCUUUGGUUCUGGGGAACACCAGUGUGGGACUCAAUAAAAAUGUCAGUGUUGUCUAUCAUCCACUCAUUCUCCAUCCUGUUAGGAUUCCAGAAAUGCAUAUUGUGAGUAGCACAAAUGAUGGGUUAGUAAUAGGAGCUGCCUGCUGCCUGGCCCAGCUUAGAGACAUCUUGAUGGAGACAAUCACGAAAGUACCAGAGGAGAAAACAAAGAUUUUCCAAGCUCUUUUGCAGCAGCUGAGAACUCUAGCUGGAGAACAGAUCAGGAGCAUGGCUUCUUUAGGAGGACACAUUGUAAGCAGGGGAUCAACUUGGGACUUGAACCCAAUCUUAUCAGUUGGCAAAUCUGUCCUCAACCUGGCAUCAGAAGAUGGCAAACGACAGAUUCUUUUAAAUGAUCAGUUUCUUGCUGGCUGCGAGCAUGCAGACAUUAAGCCGAAGGAAGUCAUAGUCUCUGUUCUUAUCCCAUAUUCUAAAAAGGAUGACUUUAUUUCGGCCUUUAGACAGGCUGAACGUCGGAAAAAUGCUCUAUCCAUAGUGAAUUCUGGAAUGCGUGUCCUCUUCAGUCCAGGCACAGACACCAUUGUAGAUCUGAGUGUUUUAUAUGGAGGCAUUGGCUCAACUGUAGUCAGCGCAAGAAAGUCCAGCAGGAAGCUUAUAGGAAGGCAAUGGAAUGAUCAGUUGCUCUGCGAAGCUUGCAAACUAGUGCUUGAGGAAAUUUCUCCCUCUACAUCGGCUCUGGGUGGGAAAGUUGAAUACAGAAGGACUCUGCUUGUCAGCUUCCUUUUCAGAUUUUACCUGGAAGUGUUAAAUGGUUUACAUCAAAUGUAUCCCUUCAGGUACGCUGAGCUCUCAGAGGAGCAGAAGAGUGCCUUGGGAGUGAUACAAAGUGGUAUUCCUCAGGGGGUCCAAGUCUAUCAGGAUGUUGAUCCCGGACAGUCUCCAGAAGAUCCUGUGGGACGUCCCAUCAUGCACCAGUCUGGUAUUAAGCACGCCACUGGUGAAGCACUUUACAUUGAUGACAUUCGUCCAGUUGAUGGAGAACUUUCACUGGCUGUGGUCACCAGUAUUAAAGCCCAUGCAAAGAUUAUAUCAAUUGAUGCAUCAGAGGCCCUUCAGGUGGCAGGAGUGGUUGAUGUGGUGACAGCAAGAGAUGUUCCAGGAGAAAAUGGCAAUGAUGAGCAAGCAUUUGCAGAAGACAAGGUGAUUUGUGCUGGUCAGAUAAUCUGUGCUGUGGUUGCAGAGUCAGUGACUCAGGCAAAGCAAGGCGCUGAAAAGGUGAAGAUAGUGUAUGAAGAUCUGGAGCCAAUUCUGACCAUUGAGGAUGCAAUAAAACAUAAUUCAUACAUUACUGAAGAAAGAAAAAUAGAAAAAGGAGAUAUUGAAAAAGGAUUUAAGUCUGCUGAUGAAAUCACAGAAGGUGAAUUGCAUAUCGGAGGACAGGAGCAUUUUUAUCUGGAGACGAACAGUGUGCUUGUUAUUCCAAGGGUGGAGGAUAAAGAAAUGGAUGUAUAUGUGUCAGCUCAGCAUGUAACAGAUGUACAGGAAUUAGUGGCUUCAGCUUUAAGCCUCCAGUCCAAUAAGAUUAUGUGCCACGUGAAACGUGUUGGUGGAGCCUUUGGGGGGAAGAUUACCAAACCUUCUUUCUUUGCUGUAAUUGCAGCAGUGGCAGCCAACAAGACUGGGCGUCCAGUUCGUUUUGUCCUUGAAAGAAAUAUGGAUAUGUUAAUCACUGGUGGACGGCACCCUUUCUUUGGAAAAUAUAAAGUUGGAUUCAUGAAUGAUGGUAGAAUCAUAGCAGCAGAUUUUCAGUGUUAUAUAAAUGGUGGCUGUACAAAAGAUGAAUCUGAGUUGGUGAUUGAGUAUAUUGUGUUGAAAGUGGACAACGCAUAUAACAUCCCCAAUCUUCGAGUCAGGGGCCAUGCCUGCAAAACUAAUUUGCCUUCUAACACUGCUUUCCGAGGAUUUGGGUUUCCUCAGGCAGGUCUGUUUGAGGAGACCUGUAUUGUGGCUGUGGCAACCCAGACUGGCCUACCACAUGAGAAGGUUAGGGAACUAAACAUGUACAGAGGAAUUAACCUAACUGCCUUCAAUGAAGAGUUUGAUGCAAAGAAUCUGUGGAAAUGUUGGGAAGAAUGUUUGGACAAGUCUGAAUAUUAUGGCAGGAAAGCAAUGGUGGAAGAAUUUAACAAGAGAAGUUAUUGGAAAAAGAAAGGGAUUUCCAUCAUUCCCAUGAAGUUUUCUGUUGGGUUUAAUGCAUCCUAUUUCCAUCAGGCUGGAGCUCUCGUCCAUAUUUAUAUAGAUGGAUCUGUACUAGUGACUCAUGGUGGAAUUGAACUGGGACAAGGAAUUCACACCAAGAUGUUACAGAUUGCCAGUCGUGAACUGAAGAUACCGUUGUCAUAUAUACACUUCUGUGAAACAAGCACAACAACCGUACCUAAUGGCAAAUACACAGCAGGUUCAGUUGGAACGGAAAUCAAUGCAAGAGCAGUCCAGGAUGCCUGUCAAAUCCUUUGGAAGCGCCUAGACCCUAUCCGAAGUAAAAAUCCUAAUGGCAAAUGGGAAGACUGGAUCAGUGAAGCUCACAAGCAAAGCAUCAGUCUUUCAGCUACUGGCUAUUUCAAGGGUUAUGUUACAGACAUGAACUGGGACACAAAGAAAGGCCAUGCUUUCCCAUAUUUUCUGUUUGGAGCUGCUUGUUCUGAAGUAGAAAUUGAUUGUCUGACAGGAGACCACAAGAACAUCAGAACAGACAUUGUCAUGGAUGCCUGUUUUAGUAUAAAUCCGGCUAUAGAUAUAGGACAGAUUGAAGGGGCCUUCAUUCAGGGAGUUGGGCUUUAUACAUUAGAAGAAAUCUACUUUUCCCCAGAAGGAGAGCAACUCACUCUUGGCCCAAAUACGUAUAAGAUCCCUGCAAUCUGUGACAUUCCUGAGCAGUUCCAUGUGUAUUUACUGCCAAAUUCACGCAACUCAAUUGCCAUCUAUUCCUCCAAGGGUAUGGGUGAGGCCGGAUUCUUCUUGGGCAGCUCAGUUUUCUUCGCCAUAAGAGAUGCAGUAGCUGCUGCACGGGAGGAAAGAGGAUUGCCCCUGGACUUCACACUGAACAGCCCGUUGACUGUUGAGCGGAUUCGCAUGGCCUGUGCUGAUGACUUUACUGAGAUGAUUCCAAAAGAUAAACCUGGAACCUAUAAGCCAUGGGCCAUCAACAUACACUAAUGCUGUUUUCCUAAGUAUGAAAUAACCAGGUAAUUCCUUCAGUCACCUACUGACUGAUAGCAUUGCAGCAAUAAAGAAGCUGAACUAUAAUACUUAAACACAUACACAUACCCACAUAUCCAUAUUUCUAGUACCCACUGUACUGUCACAUCAAGUAAGAGAUUUUUCAUUUUGAAACGUAACUUUCUCUCUAAAUCAAAUCUUGCUCCAUGCUACACUAGAGUUCAUGGUGUUACCCCGUGAACUUCAAAGAAGUUGCAUGGGAUUUUGAAUAAUACCUGCAAUAAAGAGCAGAUCACAAAUGUUACCAUUUUGCCACUUCUUCACCCAGUUUAAGAUUCACAGCUGUUGUUAUCCACUCUUUCUGUUCUCUUAGUACAUGAAAAUUUCAAAGAUCAGAAUUAGACAUUGUAUGAAUUAGUAAUGGACAAUAUGUCAGUCUUACAGUAGAGCAGAGAUUCUGAAAGUACAUACUGCCAAAUGUUUUUUAGACAGAUGUAUUACUACCAUGGUAACCACAGUAAUAGUAGUAAUUAUUUUUGCUUUCUGGCAGGCUAUCACAGGCUGGCUGCAUGCCACUAUACCUCUCUAUACCACUACCAGCUUUGACCUCUCCUCAGAGCUGAAAUAAAAUCACUGCUAUUCACUGCAUCACCAGGCCCCACUCCUCCUCUCCUUUGCCUUACCAACAGUUUUGCUCCUCCUUCCGCAGAAAAUGGUGAAGUGGAACAGAGCUGUCACAGUCAUCUGUGGGUUCUGAGAGAGGAUAAGGUGAGAGAGGUUUUUUGUGAGGUAAGAAGCUAUAUACCACAAAGAGUUAAAGAGUAGGAUGGAGUCCCACCACUGCCUUUGAAUGAAGCUCACAAUAGAAGUGAGAUUUUCUGGGAUGCAGUGAGUUAGUGAGUAAAGAUGUAGGGUGAGAGACCACCACAUUUCUAAAACCUCACUGACUUCAUGUCUAAAAUAUUCAUUUUUAAGUGGUGUUGCCUGUUGUUAAUAUAAGCAGGCACACGUAGCAGAUGUGCAGCAGGUGACUUGGACAGAAAGGCUAGAGGGGAGCAGGGCUAAGAAGGAGCAACACCAGUAGAACAGUUUGUCAUUAAUAACAGGUGUAUCAGUUCACUGUUUAACUCAGCUGUGCCAAACAAUGCUACUGCCACUCUGACGGACAUAAUUUUGGAAAGGAUGUUUAAAAGCGAUGCAGUGGCAGCUGUGUGAAUCUUGAUGGAGUGUUCCCCCAUGAGGAGAGGAGAUGGAAAAGAAAGUGCAAAGGAUUUUGAGGGAAAGUGAAAGAAAUGGCUGCCAGCCAGCAUACACGUAUGUACAAAUGAAUAUUCAGUUUUCACAUUUGACAGUUCAAAGCAAUAACAGAAAUUGUAAGAACACAUUUAGCAGUAUCACCGUGUACCCAAAACACUACCAUAAGAAGUAACUCUGCAGAUACUCAACAGAUACUGCAUUUGUUCAGAUACUGCUCUCAGUUAUGUAGAUGUAAAUCUAGACUAUUUUCGUUUAUUUUAAAGGAGAGACACAUAAAUGUAAAUCUAGAUUUAUUUCAUUUAUUUUAAUGGAGAGACUGCAGACUUUGAAUAGCAUGGUGUGGAAGACAGUGUGACCCACACAUACCAUCAGAUAAAUCAUAUUUAGUCUACAUCUGGAGAGGUGAAACAGGAUUUUUUAUAAAUAAACUCAGACUGCAAGUAAUGAGGAACUUGCUAGGUUAGGUUGGUAAAGUUUUGCUGUUUGUCUCUCUCGGUAAAUUGUGAGAGACUGCAGCAAAUGAGAAGAGCUCAACUGGCAAUAUACUUUGCAAUUUCGUAGUCUCAAAAUGUAACUGUGAUUUAGACAAAUGCUCUCAUUUUAGAAUGAGUACCAAACCAUUCAGUGCCUUGGAUUUAAAAUGAAUUAAUAUCUACUGCAAAUGAAUGAAAGGAUGAAAAUCCUACUUCUGAAUGUGAUCUCCACUAGGGUAUUUUUUAAUGUGGUAUUUGGGGGAUUUCAUUGGGCUGUUAUUUGGAAUUUGCUUAAAUACGUCUUCAAUAAAAGCAAACUUGUAAGGCUAGAAGGAA